This is a messenger RNA of Sphaerulina musiva SO2202, 3367 nucleotides long. RefSeq names its product WD40 repeat-like protein. The record is from RefSeq and is a predicted model, not a curated record. Gene Ontology annotation, molecular function: RNA binding; protein binding. Gene Ontology annotation, cellular component: nucleolus. NCBI's taxonomy places the organism in Eukaryota, Fungi, Ascomycota, Dothideomycetes, Mycosphaerellales, Mycosphaerellaceae. The transcript has a single exon. The coding region runs from base 38 to 3334 and encodes 1098 amino acids. Gene Ontology annotation, biological process: positive regulation of transcription by RNA polymerase I; positive regulation of rRNA processing.
CACAAUUACAUCUGUUACUGGACAACGCAUUCCCACGAUGGCUAAAGAGACGGAAAGAAAGAGGAAGUUGGAGCAGGAGCACGUCAAUACUGCAACGCCGAAAAGGCAGAAGCAGGCGCAGAAGAGUGCGGCAAAGGCUAAUGGCACCGUGAAUGGAAGCACACCGAAGCACAAUGCAGUGCCCGCUACAACAGACACUCCCGAUACGCCAAAGCUGAGCAAACAGGAGAAGAAGGCUGCACGAGUCAGCGAAGUCAAGACUGAGCUCCAACAGCCCGUGAAUCCGGAUGAAAGCCAGGCCACUCCAGCGAAGAAUGCUAAAAAGCGAAAGUCUUUGCAGAACGGCGCAUCUACCCACGUCAAGCAGGUGACAGGCAGUAAUGAACCUGAAAAGGGGGCAGAUGUGCCAAUGGUCGACGCGGAUGCAGGCCAAGCCGAGUCCAAGAAGAACAAGAAGAAAAAGAAGCAGCGAGUGGCUCAGGAACUCGUGGAGUGUGAACAAGUAGACACGGCAGCAGGAGCGGAGCAGAGGAGCGAGUCGGGCACAAUCCUGUCGACCAAUGAUAAGCGACAACGAGCUUUGGAGAAGAAGGCGAGGCGAAUUGCGCAUCGCGAAGUCAAGGCCGGUUUGAAAGGCGAUGAGGAACUGACCAAACCAAAUGAGUACGGCUGGUGGCUGUCCCAACCGAGUGCAGGACGAUACAUAGCACAGGAUCCGAUUUUUGUGGUAGAUGAGAAUGGUGACGAGUGCUUGAUUGCUGCUACUGUACGCGAAGUCCAGCUGCUACACUUGAACAGCUCUCUACUUGCAAGGACGCAUGCUGUUCCUGAUGGACGAUCGAUAUUGGCAUACACUCUCAGCGCCGAAUACCCAGACCACGUUGAGGUAUCAUACGACAAUGGUGCAAAGGUACAAUGGAACUGGACAAAUGGCUCCAUCAGCAAUGGCAACUAUCCCGGACAAGAGACCACGAUCGCCAUGACGAGCGCUUCACUCGCCGAUGGACGAUCUGAGGUCUACUACAUCUCUCGGAGUCAAGGCACCUACACAAUUGUCGGGAAAAGGAAGGCCCUGUACUCGACCUACCGCCGUCUGCAAAGCAUACAGGUACUUGGUGACGGCGUCUACAUCAUCUGUUUAGGCGCGACUGCAAUGGUUCUUGGCAAGAAAAAGGAUAAUAGUAACACUCCAGAGUACAUCUGGAUCGAGAUGCCAACACCAAUGCCCUUUCAAUGUCUGGAUGCGAGACUCGUCCUGCCAGCAUCGGCAAAGAACACCACCGAGCAGAAAGUAGGGGCGUCUGACCUCGCGCUUGCCAUCGGCAACGUAGAAGGACAGAUUCACUUCUACUCCAGCUUGAACUCUCUAUUUGGGAAGGCGUCGCAGGCCACUCUGCCAGAUCCACGUAUUUUGCACUGGCAUCGUGAGGCUGUGUCGACAGUCAAGUUUUCGAGAGAUGGAAACUAUCUCAUUUCAGGUGGCCGGGAGUCAGUGCUCGUCAUCUGGCAGCUCGAGACUGGCCAAAAGCAGUUCUUGCCACAUCUUACAGCGGAGGUUGAGCGGCUUGUGGUGUCGCCGAACGGCACCCAGUACGCUCUUCAAUUGGGAGACAACUCCGUCAUGGUAUUGAGCACGGCCGAAUUGAAGCCAAUCGCAAACUUUGCCGGCUUGCAACUUCCAGUGCGGAGCGAGCAACUUUGGCUUGAAGAGAUGACAGUACCCGCCACAACAGCCGUACUACAUCCAACCAAUCCAAGUCAGCUGCUGUUGACUGUUCCGGCUACGCAACCCAAAUAUGCACGAGAUGUCACGACACGUCCUUUCUUGCAGACUUUUGAUCUACAGAACGCUCGCCACAUCAGUCGCCAAGCACUGUCCCGGAAUAAUGUUACUGACUUCAAUCGCGGACCUGAAAACACGCCUAUCAUUCCACCAGAUGUCAAUCUGCUCGCAUUGAGUGCAGACGGGAAGUGGUUGGCGACCGUGGAUGAGUGGUUCCCUCCUGCAACAGAUCUGGAGCACGCUGUUGCACGUACGGCUGGACUGGACAACAUUGACCUCACAAACAUCCACGAACAGCAGUUAAAGCGUCGCGAGGUAUACCUCAAGUUUUGGAAAUGGGAUGAACAGCAGCAGAUUUGGACUCUGAGCACCAGAGCUGAUGCUCCCCAUGCCAGAACCUCGAAUUCGGACCUUGGGAACGGCGCAGGUCGUGUAUUGGAGCUGAAGUCAGAUCCAGCUUCAAAUGGCUUCGCAACAGUGGGCGAGGAUGGCGAGGUGAAGAUUUGGAAGUCGAAACCCAAAUUCCGGAAUGGUGUGCCACUUCAGGAUGCGCGUGGUGAUGACUUGAUGGAAUGGACAUGUCGGAGGACGGUUGGGCUUCCCAUCGCCACUGACUUGGAGGAGCGCGCCGACUCUCCCAUGGAUGGAGUGUUUGAGCAUAACAAAACGCAGUCCGCAAUUGAUGCUUGUCUCGCAUACUCACCAGAUGGUUCGAUGCUGGCAUGCACCACCAUUUCUGCGGACGAGACCACACAGCCCCUCGUUCACUUCAUCAACCCCAACACUGGAGCCGUUACUGCUACCAAAACAGGCAUCAUCCCUGCCGAUGAGGACGUGCAGUCUUUUGGUUUCCUCGACCGUUACUUCAUCGUGCUCAGUCUCGGGCACAUUCGUGUUUGGAAUCUGGUCGACGACAAUGUGCACUACACAAUCAAGCUCCGUGGUUCAGUAGAUGAGCAGGAGAACGCUAAGCUGGCCAUCAACAGCACGGACGACACUUUCGCGGUCGCUUCGACUCUCCCAAUGUCAAUCGAGAACGACGUGAUUGUACCUCAGAUUAUAGUCUACACGCCGAAGCUCCCAGAACCACUUUUCGAAGCCGAGCUGGAAUCAAGCCCUGUAGCUCUACUGGCCGGACAAGACACCAAAGGCUACACAAUUCUGUUCGAAGACGGCACGAUCCGUACUCUAUCUUCUACGGCACAGGUGUCCUCUCGUGACAGACGCUUAUCCAUCGCAACCUCACCUUCCGAUAAGAUGGAAGAAGAAUCUCAGAACAUGGCGGAGAAUGCCGAAACAGCCUCCUCGUCUGCUCUCGCUAAGCUCAGCACGAAAGCGGAAGAUCAAGCAAUGGCAGAGAGCUUGGCGCCACUCAUGUUGACAGAAGGCGAGGAUGACAGGCCUGUGAUUCGGCCUGAACAUCUCACAAGUAUAUUCGACGUGGGAGGAUCAGGUGGUAGUGUGGCUUUACCGCCUGUUAGGGAUAUGUUUCGUGAUCUUGUGGGACUAUUAGCUAAGAAGCCACGAGCGAGGGUGGCGAUGGAUGUGUAGAGAGUGUACAGGUAAAAAAAAAGUAUAAUGCUG